Molecule: messenger RNA, 797 nt
Organism: Linum tenue
Lineage: Eukaryota; Viridiplantae; Streptophyta; Magnoliopsida; Malpighiales; Linaceae
Source: the annotation of a GenBank genome assembly
GGGAAAGAGCAGAGCUCUUCUGGCCAGAGAUUCCGCCAUGAGUCGUUUUCUUCGUACACCUUGAACUCCGACGUGUUAGUAGUGUGAAGCCUUUUGCUGCUCCUCCUCUUUUGACCGAUCAUCACUACCACAUUCUUCCGAUCUUCUUCCGGUACUCUCUCAGAACGUAAUCUCGAGCCUUAUUCAGUUUUGUUUUUCGAGAUUUGAUUUGUGCAUGUGGAUAGAUCGAAAUGCAAAGUGCGAAUUGGAGUGAAGUGGAUCAGCAUCGAGAUUUGUAUUUCGUCGUUCUCAUUUUCCUCAAUCGAUUGCUUCUCGAAUCGCUGGCAAUACGUCCCAAGAUCAACAGCAGUCGGCCAUCUGGGAUUUCGUCGACUUGUAACUUUCAGAAAUCAACUAAUACGAUUGAUGUUGUAGUUCAUUUGGAUCCUGAGAACAAAGAGCUUUGGUCUGCUUUCAGGAAAAAUCCCAUUUUCAUCUCAAUAUACGAGCAGGAGCAGGUAUGCUUCUGAGCCAUCAUGUUCAUAUACAGGUUUAUGCCUUUACUCUUCCUCAGUUAUUUAUCAUUUCUCUCUUGCACACCAAAUUCUGGGGGCAAUCCAUUCAACUCGACCCGGUAGGGGAUCUGACCCUUGAGUUUGAUGAUGGUGAAAUAUUCUAGUGGAGCAAAGUAUGACCUCUGGUUUCUAUUGAUCAUCAUUCACCUUUGUGUCAACUCUUUUGUUUUAGUUUAAAAGCUCAUAAUCUUUGGUUGUAUUGGUUUGCAGGUCACAACCGCAACUCUUAAUCCUAUUCUGGGU